UUGACUUAAAAGUUUCUCGCGGUUACUUUUGUUUGUUAAAUAUUUCUUCACGUUAUUAUAUUAUUUGCCGCUUGGUUUUUUGUGAUUAUAUUGUGAUACGAAUUUUAUUAUCUUUUUUGCUUUUCUGUUCUUGAUAAUCGACAAAUAAUUAAAAGAAAAGUUCAAGUAGUUACAAUUUACGGGAUGUUUCUUACCUGUUUGUAAAUAUAAAUUUCGUUUUAGUUAUUUAUAUCGACUUAUUUAUCAAUAAAUUUCGUUUUAUUAUUUUCCAUCUUUAUUCACAGGUACUGGUAACCUCCUUUGAAAACUUACUUUAAUGCUAAUUCGUUAACCCGAAAGUUUAUUAUAACAUGGAGUCUACAGUUUCAGUUUCCAAGGGUGUAUUUCUAUUCUCUAAGGGUUUAAAUAAAAAGCACUCCCAGAAGAAAAGUAAUCCAAAUCUUUUUGAUAAUAUAUUCAAAAAAGAACCUUGGUAUGUGACAUAUAAAAGGAAUUGGAAAUAUAUAGAAAAUAAAUUAACAGAAUUACAUUGCAAGACUUAUAGUAUGUUACUAAAUGACAUGGUAAAUUAUAUUAAUUCUUUUUAUUUUAACAAUGAGACCGAUGAAUGUGGGAGUAUUAUACCUAGUGCUACUCUCCUUACUGGUGUUAAUCAACCUGAUCAUGUGUCUCAGUUCACAGCCCUUAUUAGUAAAAUCAGGCAAGAAGUGACAUCACAUAUAGCAAUGGUAAAUUCACAAGAUGCUCCCACUUUGAAACAUUUGGUAGAAAAUACCGUUUGGCAGUUGAUUCAUGGAUAUGAAGCAUUGGAUGAUAUAGAGAGUAAAGACUCACAAGAUAAUAAUGAAAUAAAGAAAAUAAAAAAGAGUCAAUGUACAUUGAAAGUAUUAUUAAAGUGGUAUAAUUCUAAGUAUAUAACUGUAUCACCAAAGAAGAAAAAAUGCAUAAGAAUGAAGAGAUCUCUAGUUAUUAUAAUACCUGAUUUUGAAAGUUUUAAUUGCAAUGUAUUACAAGAUUUUGUAAUGAUUAUAAGUUCAUAUGUACCUGCACUGCCAAUAGUAUUUGUGUUUGGUGUGGCAACAGCAGUGUCGGCGCUACAUAAGUCACUUCCGUAUCACGUAUCAUCCAAGCUCUUGAUAAAAGUAUUUCAUUCACACUCAUCACCUGUUUAUAUGAAUCAAGUGCUUGAAGACAUAUUUUUAACUCAUACAAGUCCUUUUCAUUUAUCAGGGAAAGCAUUUGAGUUGUUGACCGAUGUAUUCUUAUUUUAUGAUUUUUCAGUAACAGGACUUGUUCAAAGUAUCAAGUACUGUAUGAUGGAUCAUUAUUAUGGAGACAAUAUGAAAGCACUUUGCUGCGAAAGAGAAAAUAUUGAGGAAACAGUCAGAAAUUUAAGUACAGAUGAUCUUGAAAGUAUUAGGCAACUAUUGUCUUUCAGGCCAUUUUUGGAAGCGCAACUGGAUUGCCAAACAAGAAUCAAUCUGUUUGAAGAUGACGAUUUCUUCAGAGAAGUACUUUGUACUGAGAUUAAUAAAUUGCAUGACUAUAUGUACACAUUUUAUGUUUGUGUCAGAUUAUUAUCGGUAUUGGUCACUGAUCUUCCGAAAAAUGUUUUAGGAAAAUCGGUUCGCGAAAUUUACACAAAAUGUGCAGUGGAAUGUGUAACUGGUACACAAGGUUUCAAAGAGUGUAUGCAAUUAUUAAAUUUCCAAUCGCAAAUGAAGUUGGUUGAAAACAUAAAACAAGCAUUGAAAAUAAUAAACGCUGCUUUACAAGUGGUCUCGCCAGUGAAACCUCUUCGGUCUACACCAACUAAAAAUAAUUUAAAUAAUAUUCAAUUAAGCAAUGAUAUUGGGGAGAAAUUCGUUAAAACUAUUCGAGUUCAUCUUUUAAUGUUUUCCCGACAAAUUGAAAAUGCCAAUACAGAAACUUGUAUUUUAACUGACAACAUUGAAAAAGGUGAUGAUAAUUCAGAAAAUAUUCCUGGAAACAGAUACAAAUUAAAAGAGAAACUACUUAAAGCUACAAGAGUGGACAAAAUACAAUCGGAAUUUGAAAUGGUGCGUUCGAGGUUCGUGAGUUACUUAGAGGAAAUGUUUAAUAAGGGGUUGCAACCGCCGCACACACAAAUAUUCCAUGAGAUAUUUUUCUUUAGCGAUGUUGCGAGCGUAAAAAAGCAUAUAGUAGGAUCCCCACGGGGUGCUUUACACACGGCUCUGAGCAACCCAAUCCAUUAUCUUCAGUGUUCUUGUUGUCUUCUGGCGUCUUCGGAGAGCGUAGUGGAUACAUUACCGGACGUUUGCUUAGCGUACAAGUUGCAUCGAGAGUGCGGCAAGCAUAUAAAUUUAUUCGAUUGGCUGCAAGCGUUCGCUGCAGUGUUGCGUCCCGAGGAUGACGAUGACCAGCGACAACAGGAUACGAAUAUUCAUAUAAGAUUCACCCGUGCUGUGGCAGAGCUACAGUUUCUUGGUUUUAUAAAAUCAUCUAAACGAAAAACUGAUCAUGUUAUGCGUCUGACGUGGUAAUAUUAAGGCGAUUAAUUUAUUUCGUGUACCAAAUAUUAAAAGUUUUCAGUAAAUAA
Molecule: messenger RNA, 2581 nt
Organism: Galleria mellonella (greater wax moth)
Lineage: Eukaryota; Metazoa; Arthropoda; Insecta; Lepidoptera; Pyralidae
Gene: Orc3
Product: origin recognition complex subunit 3
Exons: 13
Coding region: 351-2525 (724 amino acids)
Biological process (GO): DNA replication; DNA replication initiation
Cellular component (GO): DNA replication preinitiation complex; nuclear origin of replication recognition complex; nuclear pre-replicative complex
Molecular function (GO): DNA replication origin binding
Source: RefSeq, a predicted model, not a curated record